AUGACGGUGCGCACAUUUGUAGGUGUAAACGCACCUGUCAUUCUGCUCGCGCUAAUCCUCCACCAUGCGGCGGGCGCCGAAAGCUCGUUGCCCACGGGUGUCCCCGACUUGGGCGUGGACGACACGCUUUUAUUUUUCUUGCGGGACGACAAGAACACUGACGACAUGCCAGACUCGCCCGAGGACAUCGCGGCUGGUUUUUGCAAUUCCAACGCGAUGUAUCUUGGGAACAGUGCUCUUUCGUCAGUGACCAUUCCGAGCUUGCGUAUGUGUGCUAGGGACUCGGUUGGAGGUGAGUCGCUCUGCUACGACGUGAAAUCCGACGAUUGGACAUACACCGGGGGUGGCGUGCCCGGAGCGAUGACUGCCAGCAACUAUCACAAGAUCAUCGCUGCACUAUCCGGGCAAAUUCCAGAUGGAGAGAAUGACAACGGAGUUCAUGGUAAUUUUAUAAAUGAGCAGUUGACUUAUUGGAACGGGCACUGCGAGACUACUUACUGCUGGAUAUGCCAGUCCAUUCGCUCUUGGACUGCAGUGCCUACGGAUGGUUCGAUCAGGCAGUGGUCGGGUGAUUCCGCGCGGUGGCACACAUGGGGCUACGGCUUGUCGCUCUUUCCAGAUGGGAUCCCGGGAGACCCCAGCUUCGAGUUUGGCUUCGGGAACCCUGCGAAGAAUUACCUCUGCAGUGGAGAUACUGUGCCAUUCGAUACUUUCUACAUGACCACUGGCCCCCUCGUCGGCGUCCAGGUUCCACCGACUGCGACUGCUUGUGCGGUGCGCCCCACGCCGAGCCCGACGGUCUUCCAGGCGCUUCCCUUCUUGGGCGUGGGCGACACGCUUCUGUUUUUUUUGCGGGACGACAAGAACACUGACGACAUGCCGGACUCGCCCGAGGACAUCGCGGCUGGUUUUUGCAAUUCCAACGCGAUGUAUCUUGGGAACAGUGCUCUUUCGUCAGUGACCAUUCCGAGCUUGCGUAUGUGUGCCAGGGACUCGGUUGGAGGUGAGUCGCUCUGCUACGACGUGAAAUCCGACGAUUGGACAUACACCGGGGGUGGCGUGCCCGGAACGAUGACUGCCAGCAACUAUCACAAGAUCAUCGCUGCCCUAUCCGGGCAAAUUCCAGAUGGAGAGAAUGACAACGGAGUUCAUGGUAAUUUUAUAAAUGAGCAGUUGACUUAUUGGAACGGGCACUGCGAGACUACUUACUGCUGGACAUGCCAGUCCGUUCGCUCUUGGACUGCGGUGCCUACGGAUGGUUCGAUCAGGCAGUGGUCGGGUGAUUCCGCGCGGUGGCACACUUGGGGCUGGGGCUUGUCACUCUAUCCAGAUGGGAUCCCGGGAGACCCCAGCUUCGAGUUUGGCUUCGGGAACCCUGCGACGAAUUACCUCUGCAGUGGAGAUACUGUGCCAUUCGAUACUUUCUACAUGACCACUGGCCCCCUCGUCGGCGUCCAGGUUCCACCGACUGCGACUGCUUGCGCCGUCCCCCAGGCGACCGCGUCAGCCGACGGCGCGGCCGCCGUCGGCGACCCCCACUUGCGCAACGUUCGCGGCGAUCGGUUCGACCUGAUGCGGGCGGGCCGGCACGUUCUCAUAACCAUCCCUCGUGGAAUGAGCGCGGAAUACGCAUUGCUUCGCGUGCAGGCCGAUGCGCGCCAGUUGGGCGGCCAUUGCGCGGACAUGUAUUUUCGAGAACUGAACGUCACAGGGUCGUGGGCAGAGGCAAAGCAAGCCGGGGGAUACCGCUUCAGCGCGCAACAUUAUCACGUCGAGGCUCCAGGGUGGGUUGUUUUUGGUAAGGUUGAGUUGAAGGUGGUGCAAGGACGCACAUACAGCGGCGGGUCGGCGGAUUUGAAUUUCUACGCGAAGCAUUUACGACGAGCAGGGUUUGCUGUCGGAGGUCUUCUGGGCGAGGACGACCACAGUGAAGUCAGCACGGCCCUGGUUGGGUGCAAAAAGACUUUGACUCUCCAGAAGGUGCCCGUCCAUCAGCACAAUAGCGGUUCCUCACCGGCCUCGGUUGCAGAUGGAACAUUCGCAUGA
This is a messenger RNA of Prorocentrum cordatum, 2046 nucleotides long. The record is from the annotation of a GenBank genome assembly. Lineage: Eukaryota; Dinophyceae; Prorocentrales; Prorocentraceae.